Messenger RNA from Podospora pseudopauciseta, 261 nucleotides. RefSeq lists its product as uncharacterized. NCBI's taxonomy places the organism in Eukaryota, Fungi, Ascomycota, Sordariomycetes, Sordariales, Podosporaceae. The record is from RefSeq and is a predicted model, not a curated record.
AUGAUCAAGCAGCUAGAAAACCACAGCUUACCCCCCGGGAGCAAAAGCAAACAAGCAGGCGGUGUCAUCCAGGGGCAAAGGCCGAGCCAACGACUCAAGGCCGUACAGGAGGCUAAGCCUGCGUUUUGUUGCUGCUUGCAUGGACGGUCCCCUCUCCCCCACACGUACAAAAGGUCGAGCCGGAUGCGGACGAUCUUGGGCUUAGCAUCGAUGCCUGCACAUCAGACUGAGGUCACGAGACAAGGACUGUCCACCGGGUAG